GUUGAAUAUGGUCCAAGGAUAAUUGGUUAUCGUCGGCUCUUAGAUGUAUUCUGCUCUAGUCAUGAUUCUAGACAAGUGUUUGGACAAGGUCCUGAUGUGGGUAACCAAUACAGAUCCUGUAUUUUCACUAACUGUACAGAAGAGUUGAGACUGGCUUCUACCAGCAAAGAAAGGGAGCAACUUAAUACAAGAAGCAGUAUCGUGACUUCUCUCUUGUCGUUGACUCCUCUCUUCACGAGUCUCAUCUCCGACGCUUCUUCUCUUUUCUUCUGUUGCUUUGGUUCUCAUCUUCAUCACACUUAUUGCAAGUUUGAUCAAAGGCUCAAAAUCCAACAAAAUUCACCAUUUUAG
Molecule: messenger RNA, 351 nt
Organism: Arabidopsis thaliana (thale cress)
Lineage: Eukaryota; Viridiplantae; Streptophyta; Magnoliopsida; Brassicales; Brassicaceae
Exons: 2
Coding region: 44-148 (34 amino acids)
Source: RefSeq, marked reviewed